Balaenoptera ricei (Rice's whale) is the source of this 732-nucleotide messenger RNA. RefSeq names its product adiponectin, C1Q and collagen domain containing (gene ADIPOQ). Lineage: Eukaryota; Metazoa; Chordata; Mammalia; Artiodactyla; Balaenopteridae. The record is from RefSeq and is a predicted model, not a curated record. The transcript has 2 exons. Gene Ontology annotation, molecular function: protein binding. The coding region runs from base 1 to 732 and encodes 243 amino acids.
AUGCUGCUUCUGGGAGCUGUUCUACUGCUACUAGCCCUGCCCAGUCAUGGCCAGGAAACCAUUGAAGGGCCUGAAGUCCUUCUUCCCGUGCCCAAGGGGGCCUGUGCAGGGUGGAUGGCGGGCAUCCCAGGGCAUCCUGGCCACAACGGGACCCCAGGCCGUGAUGGCAGAGAUGGCACCCCUGGCGAGAAGGGUGAGAAAGGAGAUCCAGGUUUUGCUGGUCCUAAGGGUGACACAGGUGAAACUGGAGUGACUGGGGUUGAAGGUUCCCGAGGCUUUCCAGGAAUCCCAGGCAGAAAAGGAGAACCUGGAGAAAGUGCCUAUGUAUACCGCUCAGCAUUCAGUGUGGGACUGGAGACCCGGGUCACCAUUCCCAACAUUCCCAUUCGCUUUACCAAGAUCUUCUACAAUCAGCAAAACCACUAUGAUGACACCACUGGCAAAUUCUACUGCAACAUUCCCGGGCUGUACUACUUCUCCUACCACAUCACAGUUUACUUGAAGGAUGUGAAGGUCAGCCUCUACAAGAAGGACAAGGCCAUGCUCUUCACCUAUGACCAGUUCCAGGACAAGAACGUGGACCAGGCCUCUGGCUCUGUGCUCCUCUAUCUGGAGAAGGGUGACCAGGUCUGGCUCCAGGUGUAUGGGGAUGGAGAGAACAAUGGGGUCUAUGCAGAUAAUGUCCAUGACUCCACCUUCACAGGCUUCCUUCUCUACCAUGACAUUGAAUGA